CCAUUCUACCUCCCGUCUGCUGCCUUCACGCACCGGGCGGGGUACCCUUUUCGGAGACCUGUCCAGGUUCAACUCAGUAAUGACUCGGAUCAGUUCGACCCUAAACAUGUUGUUCCUCUCCUAACCGUUGUCAUCAACCACGAGCCGGACGAGAUCAUCUUUCGAGAGGCGUACGCCGCCGUUACCGAGUCCACGCCUCCUCCUCGCCCCCAAACCCAUGCUCUCCAAACUCCAUAUACACAUAGCACUAGUAGCAUCGUCAACUCAUCCGAACACCGACAAAAUAUAGAUGACGUGCUGAAGGGAGAGCUCGGGGCGAUCUACAUUGGGGUUCUAGAAUUCCGCGAGGUGGUGUUUGGGAAGGUACAAGGUCUAAAAGAGAAUGCCGAGGCCAUAUUUCAAAAAUGCCAGGAAGGCGAAGAUCCGCUAUAUCACCAGGAAACGGGCUGGCGUGAUUGGCCCAGAGGCGCUCAAGAGAAGGAUGUUCUGAAGUGGUUUGUCAAGCGAGUUGAGAACUUCCUGGACUUCGCAAAGGACCAUACCUCAUUUCCCAAAACUCCACGAAGACCAUUGACCCGGCCGGACCAACCUCUGGAGGGCUCCAUAGCCGAGCGCAAGCUGGAUAUUGGUUUGUUGAUGCCCUGA
Molecule: messenger RNA, 645 nt
Organism: Exophiala aquamarina CBS 119918
Lineage: Eukaryota; Fungi; Ascomycota; Eurotiomycetes; Chaetothyriales; Herpotrichiellaceae
Exons: 1
Source: RefSeq, a predicted model, not a curated record